Daldinia childiae is the source of this 660-nucleotide messenger RNA. Its product is annotated as DNA-binding protein SMUBP-2. Lineage: Eukaryota; Fungi; Ascomycota; Sordariomycetes; Xylariales; Hypoxylaceae. Bases 1 to 660 code for a protein of 219 amino acids. The transcript is spliced from 2 exons. The record is from RefSeq and is a predicted model, not a curated record.
AUGAGCUUUCAGCGUGUACUAGAGCGGGACGACGAUGGCGUACCAGACGAAACUACGAGUAUUGCGACUGCGCGUGGCAAUGCGACAAACUACCAGAGCACGCGAAUGUCACCCAAUCCGAGAAAUAGACGUCCCGCACAGCAAUCCGAACUCGACUGUCCGGUAACAAAUGGUACAAACGGUACAAACGGCACGAAUGGCGCAUCUCUCCAUACGAACGAAAAGAAGAAUUGGUUAAAACAUUGUUUUAGUGGCGUGUGGUCGGUAGAGUUGGAGAAUAAAGGAAGCGUAGCUAGGGACCAUUUGGCUUUGGAGCGGACAUUUCUUGCCUGGCUUCGAACAUCACUUUCAUUCGCAUCUAUCGGAAUAGCCAUCACCCAAUUAUUCCGUCUAAACGCGUCGAUAGAGCCAGAUGACCCCCAUUUUCAGACGAUUCGCCAUAUAGGAAAGCCGCUCGGUGCAACUUUCAUAGGCAUAUCUAUAUUAGUCUUGUUGCUGGGAUAUCGUAGAUAUUACCAAGGCCAGCAAUGGGUGAUCAAAGGGAAAUUCCCUGCUUCGAGGGGGACAAUAAUAAUUGUCUCGUUGGUUGCAUGUGCGCUUAUAGUUGUAAGCUUGUUUGUGGUUCUAUUUACGCAACCUACGGGUGUGGGAUCUAGCUAA